AUGAGCGUGUAUAUGAGCCGCCUCUUCCCCAAAUCUAAUUCAAGCUUCUUCCUCCAAAGCGGGAACGCCCUCAAAGCCAAAGCUGUGCGCCUCAGAGAGGACACCUACCUCAUCGACGCCGGCGUCGGCCGCCCUAGGACCGCCUUGCCAAACGAGUUGAUCGAUCCGCCCAAAUCCGCUGGUCCGGCCGCUUUCUCCACCAAGGUCGGCUUCCUCAACCCCACGAGAGGCGAAUCGACUGUGAAAAACUCCCUCCUGCAGCGAUGCUUCGUCGAUUUGGUGACCGGAGAUUCCCGGACGAAGCAGCACGCGGCCGCGAGGUUCGACGACAUGGUAGGGCAGACGGACGCGGCCUGCGGCGGCGAGCAGCCGCUCUUGCUGCCGAGGAGUUUCAGGAAGCAGCGGGCGUGGACGGAGUUGCAGCAUAAGUGGAAGUUCAAUCGGAAGGUGAAGGGUUUCAUAGCCGGCAAAGUGAGGGGAGGCUACUCGGUGGGGAUCGCCGGUUACCUUGCGUUUCUUCCGGCUCGAAAUAUUUAUAAUAGAAGGGCUGACGGCGAUAGGUUCGUGAUUGAGAACUUAUCCCCUAGGAAUCUUGUAGUUACUAAAGUAGGCUGA
Messenger RNA from Salvia miltiorrhiza (redroot sage), 615 nucleotides. RefSeq names its product ribosomal protein S1, mitochondrial-like. The record is from RefSeq and is a predicted model, not a curated record. Lineage: Eukaryota; Viridiplantae; Streptophyta; Magnoliopsida; Lamiales; Lamiaceae. Bases 1 to 615 code for a protein of 204 amino acids. The transcript has a single exon.